AUGUUAACUAAAUUCAGGCUUCCAGAAGCUAAUGUUUGGAACUCUUUACCAUCUCCAAAUACUCCAGUUCCUGAAAGUCCAUUCACCAAUGAAUUUUUAUCCCAAAUUUUUUAUUCUUCUUUAAAAGUUAGAACUCCUUUAACUAUUGCUUUAGUUUAUUUCACUUCUGUUCAUUUCAUUAAUUCUUUAGUUAGAGCAAGACAAAUCAAAAAGUUCAAUCAAACUAGUGAAAAGAAAGUUACUGCCGAUGAAUUAUCUGAAAAACAAUUGAAAAAAUUACCUGCUGCCCCUUAUGCAAUUGCUAAGACUUCAUUAUUUAAAUUUUUUGUUUUAGCUCAUAAUGUAUUCUUAUGUUUAUAUUCUGUUUGGACAUUUAUUGGUUUCACUUCAACUAUUGGUUCAAUUAUGAAUUUGUUUGAAGGUAAUUUCUUGUCUAGUUUAUCAAAUUAUAAACCUCAGAAAUUGGAUAUUUUCAUUCAUUCUGUUUGUGAUGCUGAAAGUGGUGUCUUUUCAAGAAUUUUAAACAAUGAAGGUUUCCAUAAUUUGGAAAUUUUUGGUUGGUGGUUUUACAUGUCUAAAUUUUAUGAAGUUUUAGAUACUGUUAUUAUUUUAUUGAAAGGUAGACCAAGUUCACUUUUACAAAGUUAUCAUCAUGCUGGUGCUAUGAUGAGUAUGUGGGCUGGUAUUAGAUAUCAAUCCCCUCCAAUUUGGAUCUUUGUUGUUUUCAACUCAUUUAUUCAUUCAUUGAUGUAUUUUUAUUUCUCAUUAAGUUGUCUUCAUAUUAGAGUUCCAACUUUAUUUAAAAGAGUUUUAACUAGUUUACAAAUUACUCAAUUUGUUGCUGGUGGUUCUAUUGCAGUUUUGCAUUCUUUUAUUUGGAUUGUUGAUUCAAGUGGUGUUUUAACUGAUGACGAAUUGAAAUGGGUUAGUUGUAUCGGAGCUCCAGAAAAGGCUUUACCAAUUUUAAUUAACGUUGCUUAUUUAAUGCCUUUAACUGCUUUAUUCACUGCAUUUUAUAUUGAAAGUUAUUUAAAGAAGAAAGCUGCUCAUUGA
This is a messenger RNA of Candida tropicalis MYA-3404, 1053 nucleotides long. RefSeq lists its product as uncharacterized. The record is from RefSeq and is a predicted model, not a curated record. The transcript has a single exon. NCBI's taxonomy places the organism in Eukaryota, Fungi, Ascomycota, Pichiomycetes, Serinales, Debaryomycetaceae. Gene Ontology annotation, cellular component: endoplasmic reticulum membrane. Gene Ontology annotation, molecular function: fatty acid elongase activity. Gene Ontology annotation, biological process: fatty acid elongation, monounsaturated fatty acid; sphingolipid biosynthetic process; fatty acid elongation, polyunsaturated fatty acid. Bases 1 to 1053 code for a protein of 350 amino acids.